Molecule: messenger RNA, 793 nt
Organism: Hibiscus syriacus
Lineage: Eukaryota; Viridiplantae; Streptophyta; Magnoliopsida; Malvales; Malvaceae
Product: thylakoid lumenal 15 kDa protein 1, chloroplastic-like
Exons: 8
Coding region: 59-730 (223 amino acids)
Cellular component (GO): chloroplast thylakoid
Source: RefSeq, a predicted model, not a curated record
AGCAUUAUCCAUAUCAAAGCAUUGUCUGAAAUCCGACAGCAACGGAAAAUCCCCAGACAUGGCUCUUCUCUACCAUUUCAACACUGUUUCUUUGUAUUCCAAAAAAUUAUCUGUAAAAAACCCACCAAAGUCCCCUCUUUGCUUCAUUAAACCCCACUCUUCUUUGAACUAUCAUACGCCCAAGGUUCUUGAGGAGAAACUCGAAAAGCGUUCUUUUUCUUUGGGAGAAACAUUGUCCAAGGCUAGCUUGCUUGCCCUUGUUUCUGCUUCUGUUUUCUUGGUAGACCCUGCACUUGCUUUCAAGGGAGGAGGGCCUUAUGGAUCUGAAGUAACAAGAGGACAAGACUUAACCGGCAAAGAUUUUAGUGGCAAGACAUUGAUCAAGCAAGAUUUCAAGACAUCCAUACUUCGACAAGCCAAUUUCAAAGGCGCGAAAUUGCUCGGUGCUAGCUUCUUCGAUGCCGAUUUGACAGGAGCCGACCUUUCCGAAGCUGAUCUUAGGGGAGCAGAUUUUUCUCUGGCAAAUGUAACAAAGGCAAAUUUAAGCGACGCAAACUUGGAAGGCGCACUUGCAACAGGAAACACGUCUUUCAAAGGAUCAAAUAUAACAGGUGCCGAUUUCACAGACGUACCAUUGCGAGAUGAUCAACGUGAAUAUCUUUGCAAAGUUGCAGACGGGGUGAAUCCGACCACCGGAAACGCAACACGGGACACAUUGCUUUGCAACUAGAUGAAAUAUCGAGAAAUUGACACUGCAGCGGGUGUUAUUCGAGGUUUAUAAAUAUUUUGCUGU